UACCUGCGGGGUCACGCAUGCGCGCGGGGGGGCGGGGUCACGCGUGCGCCGUCAGACCGGAACCCCGCGGCGUCGGCCGGGAAAGGACGAGUUCGCGGGCCCUGCGAGCCGAGCGCCUCAAAAUCACCAUGUACAUAUCGAGGCGCUGCUGGCCCUCCUGUCUCCAGUGGGCACAGAGGGCAGCUGUCCUGAGACAUGUCCAGUGCAGGCAGCAGGAAGCGCACCGAUGUAAACAUCUGGGAGGCAGCACCUACCGAGCGGUGAUUUUUGACAUGGGCGGAGUUCUUAUUCCCUCUCCAGGGAAAGUAGCUGCUGAAUGGGAGGGUAGGAAUCAGAUCCCUCCUGGAACCAUACUAAAGGCCUUUGUCAAAGACGGUGAAAAUGGGAUCUGGAUGAGAUUUAUGAGAGGAGAAAUAAAAACAGACGAUUUCUUACAACAAUUUGGAAGACUUUGCUCUGAAAUAUCAAAGACCACCGUGCCUGUAGACUCGUUCUUCUCUCUCAUGACCAGUAAACAGAUGGCAAAGCAGUUCCCAGUGAUGACCGAGGCCAUUUCUCAGAUCCGGGCCAAAGGCCUUCAGACUGCAGUCUUGAGCAAUAAUUUCUAUCUCACCAAUGGGAAAAGCUUUUUGCCCCUGGACCGGAAACAGUUUGAUGUGGUGGUGGAGUCCUGUGUGGAAGGCAUCUGCAAGCCAGACACCAGGCUAUACCAGCUGUGUCUGCAGCGCCUUGGCCUGAAGCCCUCCGAGUCCAUCUUCCUGGAUGACCUGGGACAAAAUCUGAAAGCAGCUGCCAGCCUGGGCAUUCGCACCAUUAAGGUUGAUGACGACUUGGAGGCUGCACUGAAGGAAUUGGAAGCUCUUCUGGGUUUUCCAUUGCGUGCAGGUAUUCCCAACACACGUCCUGUGAGGAAGAAUAUGGAAAUCCCAAAAGAUGCCUUGGAGAAAUACCUCAAGGACUUACUGGGGAGCAGAGCCCCAGGUCCUCUAGAAGUCCUGCAGUUUGAUCAUGGACAGUCAAAUCCAACUUACUACGUCAGGUGGGCUGGCCGCCAGCUGGUGCUGAGGAAGAAGCCCCCAGGGGCUCUCCUUCCCUCUGCCCAUGCAGUGGAGAGGGAGUUCAGGAUAAUGAAAGCCCUGGCCAAUGCUGGCGUGCCUGUCCCCGCUGUUCUGGACCUCUGUGAAGAUUCCCGUGUCAUAGGCACACCCUUCUAUUUGAUGGAGUACUGCCCAGGUCUCAUCUACAAAGACCCCUCCCUGCCAGGCGUGGACCCCAGCCACAGACGAGCCAUCUACACUGCCAUGAACAAAGUUCUAUGCACCAUUCACAGUGUGGACCUGAAGGCCGCAGGCCUGGAAGGGUACGGGAAGCAAGGGGACUAUCUUCCCCGCCAGGUACAAACCUGGACCAAGCAGUACCGAGCCGCAGAAACCAGCACCAUCCCAGCCAUGGAGAGGCUCAUAGAGUGGCUGCCACUCCACCUCCCCCAGGAACAGAGGACCACGGUGGUGCAUGGGGACUUCAGGCUGGACAACCUGCUGUUUCACCCAGAAAAGCCUGAGGUGCUUGCUGUCCUGGACUGGGAACUUUCCACCUUAGGCGACCCCCUCUCGGAUGUUGCCUACAGCUGCCUGGCCCACUACCUGCCAUCCAGUUUCCCAUUGCUUAGAGGCUUCCGUGACCAGGAUGUGAGGCAGCUGGGGAUCCCCAGUGUGGAGGAGUACUUCAGGAUGUACUGUCUUCACAUGGGCCUCCCUGCCAUCGAGAACUGGAACUUCUACAUGGCCUUCUCCUUCUUCCGUGUGGCGGCAAUCCUACAGGGAGUCUACAAGCGGUCACUCACAGGGCAAGCAAGCUCAGCGACUGCGGAACAGAGCGGCAAGCUGACUGAAUUUAUGUCCAACCUGGCAUGGGACUUUGCAACCAAAGAAGGAUUCCGGAUUUUCAAAGAGAUGCCGGCCACCAAACCAUUCACAAGGUCCCACCACGUAUGGAGCCGUGCACAGGGCCUGCUGAGCCCUACCAGCACGAGGAACUAUAGCUCUGUACCAGAAGCUUCCCCAGCUCAAGCUGCCAAGGGAGCUCUGGUCCUGUCUCCAGAAGGCCUCUCCCCGAGGGCCAGGAUGCUGUAUAACCGGCUGUGGGCGUUUAUGGAACAGCACGUGUACCCUGCGGAGCCAGAGCUGCAGCAACACCAGGCCUCCGCCGACAGGUGGAGCCCUUCCCCACUCAUAGAAGACUUGAAGGAGAAAGCCAAGGCUGAAGGACUUUGGAACCUUUUCCUCCCCUUGGAGACUGAUCCAGAACAAAAAUAUGGAGCAGGACUGACUAACAUGGAGUACGCACACCUGUGUGAAGUCAUGGGCAUGUCUCUGUAUGCGCCUGAGAUGUUCAACUGCUCUGCGCCAGACACAGGAAACAUGGAGCUGCUAGCGCGCUAUGGCACAGAGGAGCAGAAAGCCCGCUGGCUGAUCCCUCUGCUGGAAGGCAGGGUGCGCUCCUGCUUUGCCAUGACGGAGCCCCAGGUUGCCUCAUCAGAUGCCACCAACAUCGAGUCUUCCAUCCAAGAGGAGGAUGGCGUCUACAUCAUAAACGGUCGCAAGUGGUGGAUCUCAGGCAUCCUGGAUCCUCGCUGCCAACUGUGUGUGUUUAUGGGAAAAACAGACCCGCAGGCUCCCAGGCACCAGCAGCAGUCCAUGCUCUUGGUUCCCAUGGAUACCCCGGGGAUACAGGUCAUCCGGCCUCUGACAGUGUAUGGACUGGAUGAUGCUCCAGGUGGCCAUGGUGAAGUCCAAUUUGAGCAUGUACGCGUGCCCAAGGAGAACAUAAUCCUAGGCCCUGGCCGUGGCUUUGAGAUUGCCCAGGGCCGUCUGGGGCCCGGCCGGAUCCAUCACUGCAUGAGGCUGAUCGGGUUCUCAGAGAGGGCCCUGGCUCUCAUGAAGGCCCGUGUGAAGUCCCGCAUGGCCUUUGGGAAGCCCUUGGUGGAGCAGGGCACAAUCCUGGCAGAUAUCGCCCAGUCACGAGUGGAGAUCGAACAGGCAAGGCUGCUGGUGCUGAAAGCUGCUCACCUCAUGGACGUGGCAGGGAAUAAGGCUGCAGCUUUAGAAAUUGCCAUGAUUAAAAUGGUGGCCCCAUCCAUGGCCUAUCGAGUGAUUGACCGUGCUAUUCAGGCCUUCGGAGCGGCAGGCCUGAGCAGUGACUACCCGCUGGCUCAGUUUUUUGCCUGGGCCCGAGCGCUGCGCUUUGCUGAUGGCCCUGAUGAAGUGCACCGGCUAACAGUGGCCAAGAUGGAGCUGAAGCCUCGGGCCUAGCCUUGUGGGAGUCCCUGCAGGCCAGCUGUACCACACUGCAAAUGAUGCGCUCCAUCUGGCACCUCUGUCAGCAACAGUCAUUGCCAACUCAGCCUUUCUGGAUCUUCACAGAAACCAUUUCCUUGUGAAGCUGUGACUUGCACUUCAGGCAAGAAGGAAGGGGCUCAGGGCAAGGGAUGCAGCAUAUCUCAGAGGCUUUGGGAACUUUCUAUGU
Perognathus longimembris pacificus (Pacific pocket mouse) is the source of this 3525-nucleotide messenger RNA. It is a transcript of the gene Acad10, whose product is annotated as acyl-CoA dehydrogenase family member 10. Gene Ontology annotation, molecular function: oxidoreductase activity, acting on the CH-CH group of donors; flavin adenine dinucleotide binding. The record is from RefSeq and is a predicted model, not a curated record. Lineage: Eukaryota; Metazoa; Chordata; Mammalia; Rodentia; Heteromyidae. The transcript has 21 exons. Bases 18 to 3311 code for a protein of 1097 amino acids.